AACGGAAGCGGGAAGGGCGGUCUUGCUUGGCCGAACGGCAACCAGUCUUCAAUCUCCAGCUACGUAUUUGCCGACCAAUUCACCAUAACUUGGCGCCGUAGCCUCUACACUUGGAGUCCAGAGCUCCCCGACAACUGUUGGUCCCUUGGCUUCAACUGCAUACCCAUGCUUUGGGGCGAGAACCAACUUGAGGAUUUCUCCAAGAAAGUUGUGAAAGGCUACGCGAACAUCGCCCUGGGGUUCAACGAACCCAACGAGUCCGGCCAAUCUAACAUGACCCCUGACCGUGGUGCUGAGCUCUGGAAGCAAUACUUGGCGCCGUUGAGGUCUCAGGGCUAUCAGCUUGGAUCGCCUGCCACGUCCUCGAACCCUAACGGCUUCACUUGGGUCCAAAACUUUGUUUCGGCCUGUAACGGUGGCUGCGAAUUUGAUUUCGUUGCUCUUCACUGGUACGAUGUUAAAGCGACGGAUUUCAUUGCUUACGUCGAGAAGUGGCACAACGGCUUCAAUAAGCCUGUCAUGGUUACCGAAUAUGCUUGCCAGAAUUUCAACGGCGGUGCUCAGUGCUCCAAGGAUGAUAUCUUCAGCUUCAUGUCCACUGUCAACAGUUGGAUGGACUCUACCGACUAUGUUCUCGCUUACUUCCCCUUCGGCGUGAUGGGUGAUAUGCAGGGUGUGAACGAUCUGGACAGACUCAUGACUUCCAGCGGGUCCCCGACCGACCUCGGCUUCCUUUUUAUC
Molecule: messenger RNA, 741 nt
Organism: Heterobasidion irregulare TC 32-1
Lineage: Eukaryota; Fungi; Basidiomycota; Agaricomycetes; Russulales; Bondarzewiaceae
Exons: 6
Biological process (GO): fungal-type cell wall polysaccharide metabolic process
Cellular component (GO): fungal-type cell wall
Source: RefSeq, a predicted model, not a curated record